CUUACAAAAUACCGGAUGGGGUGUAGAAUCCGAGAGGGUGUGUACCUGGAAUCCACCGUUAGGGCCUUAGGCCCAAACCCAAACUCACUCAAGGGACCAAGACUUUCUGCUGAAACAUCAAAAGCAAAGAAAGGGACGGUCGAUCGCAAACAGAAAGUGACCCUCAUUGGCCGCCGACGACACUCCGCCACAUCCUCCAUCACGCUCGACUUCAAACAAUGGCGCCACCGCCUCUCAAUAGCAGAGUCCAGUUUGCUCGAACCGCAAUCAACAUCAUGCGACUCACAUCCAGGAUCCGUCAUCCACGCUCACACAUUCCUUAUUUUGGGCGCUUCAAUGCGUUUUAUGGCAUUGGAGCAACGCUUCCGAUCCAACAUCGACGCCGUAUCUCGUUCACGUUCAACCUUAAGCUCACCGAUUUGGAAUCUCCAUGUUCUUCAUAACGAAGCAUCUUGUUUUCCCUCUUCGCUCAUCAUUCACCAUGUUUAUUCAUCAUCGUCACGAUUCACGGAUUCAGAAAUUUAUCGAAUCAGUUCACUCUUCUAUGCACACGAACAGAAGAAGAAAGUGAAGAACGUCGAAUCGAAAACUCACCAGGGGUAAUGAUACUUGAAGACAUUUAAUGUUGUUGUUUACCGUGUUUGAUUGAGUUGGUUUACGCAUUGCCAAGGUUUGUUGUCCAAACGGUCCGGGGCUCGACCUACUGUUGUUAUUUGAGUGAUUAAAUGUGGUUUGGUUAAAGGUGAUGCUCAUUGGUUGUUAUAAUGGCGAAGUUAGCAUGUAAAAUGAGACUGGUUUUCUGUUAAGGUACUUGUAUAGGUCAGAAGUUGUUUUACCCUGUUAUAAAACUUUAUAGGUUGAAGUUCAUUAUGUCACAAGUUUGUAGGGUUUGUAGCAGGUGGUGGUUCUGGAAGCAUCUCAGAUCCACUAAACAUCUCACGAGUGGUGGAUUUAAUGGUAUGUUUUAUGUUGGACUUCUACUUUAUGUGAUGUAGGACAGGUUGAAUGAAAUUACAUGAAAAUUAUAUCAGAAAGAUAACUAUUUUGAUUGCUCCAACCAUGAUUUAUUACAUCGUCAAACUGCUAAUUGACUAACGCUAUGAAAUAAGCUAUGAAUGUGACAAUGAGUGUUGUGAGUUUUGGUCAUGUUUGAUGUCGGUUUGAAAUGAAUGAAUAUAUGCUAUGAUUUGGAAUGAAUAUGGAUCUUACAAUAUGGUUCCUCUUGGUCUUUGAAUGACAAUGGCAUGAAGACGGUGGAUGUCUUGGAAAUUAUUUUAGCAUGUUAGGACUUACUUGAAUUUAGUCUCCCUAGUUUAAUUUUUGUGACUCUUGAGAUGGAUUGGCAUUGUUUUGAAUGUAUUAUGGUUUAUGUAUUGGCAUAAAGUGUUGUAAUGCAAUUUGUGUCUUACGAAAAUCAAAUGCAAAUGUAUUUGGAAUUAGAAUGGAA
Messenger RNA from Lathyrus oleraceus (garden pea), 1447 nucleotides. RefSeq lists its product as uncharacterized. The coding region runs from base 16 to 603 and encodes 195 amino acids. The record is from RefSeq and is a predicted model, not a curated record. Lineage: Eukaryota; Viridiplantae; Streptophyta; Magnoliopsida; Fabales; Fabaceae. The transcript has 2 exons.